Messenger RNA from Fusarium fujikuroi IMI 58289, 1293 nucleotides. Its product is annotated as related to GDP-mannose 4,6-dehydratase. The record is from RefSeq and is a predicted model, not a curated record. Gene Ontology annotation, molecular function: GDP-mannose 4,6-dehydratase activity. The transcript is spliced from 3 exons. Lineage: Eukaryota; Fungi; Ascomycota; Sordariomycetes; Hypocreales; Nectriaceae. Gene Ontology annotation, biological process: GDP-mannose metabolic process. Bases 1 to 1293 code for a protein of 430 amino acids.
AUGGCAGUGUUGAAUGGUUACUUCAGACCCAGAGUGGCCUUUGUCACUGGCAUCACUGGUCAAGAUGGCUCUUAUCUUUCCGAGCUGCUGCUGGAAAAGGGUUAUCAAGUUCAUGGCCUGGUACGAUCGACUGCUUCCAGACGCGAAGCUUUAAGCAAGCCACUCCGGCCUGGCUUGACCAUGCACCUUGGCGACAUGUCCGACCUGGGUCGUCUCGUCCAGAUUUUGGGCAGCAUCAAGCCCGAUGAGAUCUACCACCUUGCUGCUCAGUCCCACGUGGCUGUCUCAUUUGACACUCCACUGCAGACUAGUGACACCAAUGCCAUGGGAACACUUCGACUUCUUGAAGCCAUGCGAAUGCUGGGUUUGGACAAGUCGACAAAGUUCUAUAAUGUAACAUUCCUUUACAUCACAUCACACAUGGAAUACGGAAAGACUAACUCAUUCGUACAGGCUUGUUCAUCUGAAGUGUUUGGGUCGGACAUGCCCGCUCCACAAACGGAGGAGACCACCUUCCACCCGGUAUCACCGUAUGCUGUAACCAAGUUGUUCCAGUACUGGACUACCGUCAACUUUCGAGAGGCAUAUGGCUUCCAUGCCUCGAAUGGUAUUCUCUUUAACCAUGAAUCACCAAGGCGGGGUACAACUUUCGUCACCCGAAAGAUCACUACUCAAGUUGCUUUAAUUGCGUGCGGAAAGUUAGACUUUUUCUCCUUAGGAAACCUUGACGCUGUCCGAGACUGGGGCCAUGCAAAGGAUUACAUGCAGGGCGUGUAUCUGAUGCUGCAACAGCCAGUCGGAGGUGAUUAUGUCCUCUCGAGUGGGAAGUCCUACAGCGUUCGCGACUUUGUCGAGGCAGCUUUCAAGGUCAUUGGAGUCAACAUCGAAUGGACUGGAACCGGUCUAGACGAGGUUGGCAUUGACUCAGCCAGCAGAACAACUCGCGUUAAAGUGAACCCCGAGUUCUACCGACCACUUGAUAAUCAGAACUUGCUAGGCUCGGCGGCCAAGGCGAAGAAAGUGCUUGGAUGGAAGCCAACAUACAGCUUCGAAGCAUUAGUUGAAGAAAUGGUACUUUGCGAUGUUGAGGCCGUCAACACAGGUCGUAUCUUCUCCAACAGUUACUUGGACUGGGUAGUUGGCAAGACGGAAAGCGGAAAUGGGGUCGUGAGUCACAGUCCUUCCAAGUCGGUUGGUGAGGCUCACAGCGUCACUACGAAUUCGGAUGGGCCUGAGAAGAUCACCCUGGCAGACGUUGAAGGGCUGGAUGCGGAGGGCACAACUCAGGUCUAG